Molecule: messenger RNA, 3939 nt
Organism: Talaromyces proteolyticus
Lineage: Eukaryota; Fungi; Ascomycota; Eurotiomycetes; Eurotiales; Trichocomaceae
Exons: 4
Coding region: 1-3939 (1312 amino acids)
Biological process (GO): carbohydrate metabolic process
Molecular function (GO): hydrolase activity, hydrolyzing O-glycosyl compounds; chitin binding
Source: RefSeq, a predicted model, not a curated record
AUGCGGUUCCUGGCUUCUAUCCUCGGGGCUUCGGCUGCCUGGCUUGUUGAUCAGGCUUGUGCUACCAGCCUUUCUGCGCUAGAGAAUGGAUUCAACUCUCCAGCUAGUAUCUCUGCUCGUACUCGAGUUCAGAGGCCUACUCGAUGCCCCAGUCAAUGCAACAGCUAUGACACCGCACAGUGGUUUGUCUACCCAAGUGCUUCAAGGGUUGCUCGCUGCAACGAGACAAUGCUGUUGGACUUCACGGUCUACAACCCAUUGAAUGACAGCGACAGGCGUCAUACAAUCCGCAGUUGCGUUGCAAAUAAAACUGGUACGCUGAAAAAUGCUAUAGGAGCCACAUCAUGCUGCCUAGUCUCUUCACAGUCCGAAACUACGUACCAGGUUGGGUCAUGGAGUACCCCAAGCUCAACGGUCUCCAACAGCUCCAGUGAGGGCUCGUCUGUGUUACAAGAUGUCUCGGCAUACAUGACGGGGAACUGCCAGAAGUCGUCGAUCUUCGCGUUCUCUGAGUGUGCACACAUCGCAGUAGGAAUGUAUGUCGGUGGCAGUGUCCACCAUCCCCAGAACAUCGACUCCGCGGUGAAAGAAGUGGCCAACGUACUUCAAGACACAAGCUCUUAUCAAAUCGACCUCAACGGCGAUCUUGCAGCUGUUCAGCAACAUGUGCAAACUUGGAGCGAUGGCGAUUGCGUCUCCGGGUUCACCACGAUUAAUAAUAACUCUUCCGCAGCGCUCCAGCGCCGUUCAACCUGUUCGUAUUUGAAGGUAGUUUGGGGAGAUUUGUGUGCUUCCCUUGUCACUGAGUGUGGAAUCACCGCCGACGAGUUUUACGAAUACAAUCCGGCUUCUGAUCUCUAUUCAACCCUUGCGAUCGGACAAUAUGUCUGCUGCUCAGCAGGCAGUCUCCCUGACCUAGCGCCAUCUUCUUACGCGAACGGAACUUGCUACACAUAUGAUGUGCAAUCCGGAGACACGUGCUCCAGAAUCGCAGCUGACUAUACGCUGACUGUGGAUGACAUCGAUAGCUUCAACUUCGAUACUUGGGGUUGGUACGGCUGCGAUGAUCUGCAAGCCGGUUCAUCUAUAUGCCUUUCGAAUGGUACUGCACCCUUGCCACUUCCAAUAGCCAACGCGGUUUGCGGUCCUCAGGUCCCAGGAACCAACUUCACAGGCACUACUAACGCCGGCGAAUGGGCCGCUUUGAAUCCUUGUCCUAUCAAUGUGUGCUGUGAUAUUUGGGGCCAGUGUGGAAAUACUCCUGACUACUGUAACUAUACUUUGGCUGCCAGUGGAGCUCCUGGUACAGUACCUCCUGGCUCUAAUGGCUGCAUCUGGAAUUGUGGAACCACAAUCAUCAAUGACGCCACAGAGCCUGCGGCUUAUUCAAGUGUUGGAUACUUUGAAGCAACGAACAUUGACCGGCCUUGCCUGGACAUGAAUGCCUUCACCAUUGGUCCGGAAAGUUAUACACACGUUCUUUUCGCCUUCGGAAACAUCACCUCGGACUUUGCAGUCAGUGUCGCCGGUGCAGAACAGCAAUUUAAUUAUUUCACUGAAUUGGUCGGCAUGAAGCGCAUCAUCUCUUUCGGUGGCUGGGAUUUCUCAACGGACCCUGACACCUAUAUGAUCUUCCGCGAAGGUGUCACCGCGGCCAACCGUGAUACAUUUGUUGAGAAUGUAGCCAACUUUGUCACCGGAAAUGAUCUUGAUGGAGUGGAUUUUGACUGGGAGUAUCCAGGUGAGCCUGAUAUUCCAGGAAUCCCCGCAGGCAGCGAUGAAGACGGCUCCAACUACCUGGAAUUUCUCACUGCAAUGCGUGCGGCUUUACCAGACAAGUCAAUCUCUAUCACUGCUCCGUCCUCCUACUGGUACCUAAAAGCUUUCCCUAUCGUGGAGAUCGCCGAGGCCGUGGAUUUCAUCACUUACAUGACGUACGAUUUGCAGGGAGUUUGGGACCUUGAAGAUAAAUGGGCCCAAGACGGCUGCACAGCGGGGGAUUGCUUGUUCAGCCAUGUCAACCUGACCGAAACGAUGUGGGCGCUUUCCAUGAUCUCCAAGGCGCCCGUGGCCACCAGUAUGAUAAUGGUAGGCGUUGCCAGCUACGGCCGCUCUUUCGAAAUGACUACAGUGGGCUGCUGGACCUCGUCUUGUACCUGGGAGGCAGCUGGUGAGGCAGAGCCAUGCACACAAACAGCAGGCUACAUCUCCAAUGCCGAAAUUAAUCAGAUCCUGCAGGAGAAUUCUAAUGCACAGUCGCUCUAUAGCAGCGGUGACUCCUCCAAUAUCCUAGUCUACAAUGAUACCCAGUGGGUAAGCUACAUGAGCAGCGCGAAUAAGGCCAAUCGCAUGGCGUACUACAAGACUUUCAAUUUCGCAGGAACCGGCGAGUGGGCGAUCGACUUGGAAGCAUUUGAACCAUAUGUGUCUUCGUUCAGCAACAGCACCAGUCCUGGACUUACAUUGGAGGAGUUUAGCAGUGAUCCAGGUGGCGAGACAUUGGAUGUCGACACAGACAUUCCAUGCUACAGCGUGAGCCCAAGUAUGAAUACCAGUACUGAACUUGAGAGUGUCGUGGUUUUGGGGUCUAUCUAUAUUGAUGAAAUUUUUACUGAAUACGCAGGUGACCCAACGGAUUGGGUAUUCCAGAUGACAAGCGGUCAUCUACAUGAUACAUGCGCCUCCUUCCCAUCGACAGGAAGCGGCUACUGCUCUGAUCUGGAUGAACAAUGGUGUUUUGAUGGCACUAUAACAAGUGGCCUGUAUUGGGCGUCGUUCCUGGCUUCAGAGCUUUAUGCCACUUGGGUUCAAUGGUACGACGCUUUCAACCAGGCUAGCUUUCUCAGCUUCCUUGAUAUAUCGACCAUCGCUACAACCUUCACGCCUACGACGGUAGGAAAUAGUUUGAGCUUUGGCAGCUUUCUUAGUAGCUUUUCCACCGCACUCGGUAUAGGCACCAGUGUGCUUCCGGAUCCCACAGGUUUAUUCGGUGACUUCAGCUCGGGAAUCAGCACCAUUGAGAGCAUCAUCGGUCUUUUCCCCUCGGAGUCCGAUUUUACUCUCCCGGCUGAGUCUGAUCUUGAAACAGGUAUGUCUGUCAUGCUGGGGACGCUGGUAAACUCGACUCUAUAUGCCUUGAGCAAUCUUUCCAUCGCAGUCUUCGAAAAUCCGAACGAAGCCGCCACCAAGAUUUCGGCUGAUCUGAUCGAUGGGCCAUUCACUCACCCUCUUGCCAACUAUUUCUACAACGCAAAGACUGUAUCCACAAUCAACACUGGAAAUUUUACGGCCCUGAUAAACAAAAUCACCAGCACAAUAGAAAAGUACCUAGUUGGUGCUGCUCUCGCUGAUGGCGACUAUUAUGUGGUGAAAGUCACAGUUAUCAGUGAGGCCGAUUGCACUGACGUUGCCGAAUACUACAUGAAUGACGCCUGCUACAAGCUAGCCUACCCUGGCUCAUCCACAUCUGUAGCUGGCCAGUCCAUACAGGCCGAAGCCAGCAACACCACCAUCACCAACAUCGAGAGCUACGAUAUUAAUGUCGCAGACAUGAUUCAGAACUCCGAGGCCUGCCAGAACGCUACUGGAGUUUACUACGGUGCUGUGGAUGUCAAUGUCACCGAUGUGGCUUCAAGCGGCACUCUCCCUGCUUGCUUUUACAACCUGCCUGUCUUUCAGCUUCACGAUGUCACCCUUACGUCUUCGUCGGGUGGUGACUGCCAAACUUACACCCCUGCUGGUGAAUUCAGCCCCUGCUAUAUCACCUUUUACCAGAAUGGCAGCACGUCCACGGUCACUGCCGGGCAAACCUAUCUGCCAACCAACUUGCAGUCGGCCUUCACUGAAAAGUACUGUACUUGUGGUUACACACCACCCUGCGAAGGAACGAUGAAUGGAACGACCAAUGGAACGACCAAUGGAGUUAAUAUCGUGCGCUAG